AUGUUAACGUUGCCAACAGUACCUGAACCGAUCGCUAAACGAAAGACACUUGUGGAGCGCGCAGGCGAACCCGUCAGAACAAUUGCGGCUCCGAAGUCCAGCACUACCACGAGUGCUGGACCCAUGUACGCAUUUCAGUCUCAGAACCCUUCUGCAUUCUCGCAAUCCUAUCGAAGCAACUCCAGAAGCACUUCAAACUCUUCAGCAGCAACCGCUUUCUCGACCAGUGUGGGCACUGGCAUUCGACCGACUACAAUUCACCCAACAUCAAAUCUCGCCCGACCAAAAUCAUCACUCGCAAAAGACAGAGGAACAAGAGUGGCCGACUUGAGACCGGCCACAUCACUAGGAACCCGUGGAAGGAUUCAGGAUGGGCCCAAUAACAAAUGUAUGGUAUCCCUUUCUUCCCAACCCAAACCAAUCGCUCUUGCUCGUGCUCCCGUGAGGACUGGACCCGUGAACGUACCCAAAAGGAAUGCUCGAAAUACUUCCCCACUGAAAGGACUUGCCGCGUCUACAAUAUCGUUCAACCGCAACGUCUCGACAACGUCCAUUACAGAGCGCAUGCUGGGUCUUUCGUUGUACUCUCAGACACCCACACCCACACCGAAACCAAAUCGCCCAGAUAGUCCCUCAAGACUUCCUCGUCCUUCACCUCAACUGUCAACACCUCCAGCAAAAGAUUCUUUUACCCCGGCUCCCUUUCCUAAAGAACUUUUGACCACCCCUCGCAAAAACCAAGCAAGACCAUUUCUAACGAAAGAAUCUAAUUUAGUGGCCUGGGAUCCCGAAGAACAAUAUGGCAACAUCGAGAGAAUGUAUGAAGAUGUUUGCAAACACUACAAACAAGCCAUGGAAGACAACAUGGAAGCAAAGGAAAUUAACAACACGUACAAGUCCACCCUUGCCAAUCUUGAGCAAGAUCGGAGAGAUGCAACCGAGGCCAUGAUUGCACUUAGGUGUGAACUUGAAACUACAAAAUUUCGCCUGGAGUCUGCCGAACGAGCAAGUCAUGAUCUCAAACGAGACCAGGAAGCCGAAGUUGAAACUAUCAAGAAUCAGCACAGAGCGGAACUCGAACUCAUUCGCCAGUCCCAUCGAGAUGAUGUGGAGCGCUUGAAGGCUGACCACAGAGAAGAGAUUCGCGAGUUGAAACAACGAUUGGAGGGCGAACUCGAAAAUGAACGCGCGCAACGAAUUCAGGCAUUGAGCCAGGUCUCCACGCAGGGAGUCCUCGAGAGACAACGACAUCAGAUGGAUCUCGAAUCAAAAGAUCACGAAAUACGGACUUCCCAGCUAGAGAUUGAGCGACUUAAGGCGGAUCUUGAGAGAGAAAAGCUCCUCAAUGAUGAUCUUCGUCGCAAUUUGUCCACCGCAGGCGACAACGCAAUGAGCAUGGAAAGUGCUCGACAAGCGCUGCAGGCUAAGAUUGAGUACCUGGAAUCAGACAGCAAAUCUCAAUCAGAAGCGUACGCUGCGAUGGAAAGAAGAAUGAAUGAAGCUUUGGAGAAAGCAACAGAGUGUGAGGAGAAGCUUAGGAGGGAAGAAAUCCUUCGCCGCAAGUUGCACAACCAAGUGCAAGAAUUGAAAGGUAACAUUCGAGUUUUCUGUCGAGUUCGACCCACCAGUGGAAGUGAGGAGGCCGAAGAGACGGCAAAGAUCACAUUUCCCGAGUCGGAUGAAGAAGUCAGAGACAUUGAGAUUAAAGGACCUGAGGAAACAAACAGCCUCGGAAAAGUGACAACAAAGACACAUCAAUUCACAUUCGACCGAGUUUUCGAACCGUCCCAGAGCAAUGCGGAAAUAUUUGAGGAAAUCAGUCAACUCAUUCAAUCCGCGCUGGACGGUUACAACGUCUGCAUAUUCGCCUACGGGCAAACCGGCUCUGGAAAGACAUUUACCAUGUCUUCCGAAGACGGCAUGAUUCCACGAGCCUUACGACAAAUAUACAAUACAAGCAAAGAGCUAGAGUCUCGGGGUUGGAAAUACACGAUGGAAGGCAGCUUUGUUGAAGUAUACAACGAAGAGCUGCGAGAUCUUCUUGGAAAAGACUCCGACAACAACAACAACAACAACAACAACAACAACAACAAAAAACAUCAAAUUCUCCAUGACAGCAUCACAUGUGAGACUACAAUCACUGACGUGACGACCCUCAAUCUCGACAGCCAAGAUCAAGUCGAAGGUAUCCUUGCACAAGCGAUGUCUCGUCGCUCUGUUGCCGCCACAAAAGCCAACGAACGCAGUUCUCGAAGCCACUCUGUCUUCAUUCUCAAACUUGCAGGCUACAACACAGUGACGGGUAAGAAAUGCAAAGGCACACUAAAUUUAGUUGAUCUCGCCGGAUCAGAAAGACUGUCCCAUUCGAAAGUCGAAGGCGCACGACUAAAGGAGACGCAAAAUAUUAACAAGUCGCUAUCCUGCUUGGGUGACGUUAUUGGUGCACUGGGUCAGCAGCAAGCAAACGGCCCAUUCAACUCUAGAGAGAGUGGCAAUGGUGUGGGUUCAUCAUCCACGACAGGAGCAGGGGGAGCACAUAUUCCCUACAGAAAUAGCAAACUCACCUACCUGUUGCAAUACAGUCUAGGUGGAAACAGCAAGACACUGAUGUUCGUCAUGGUCGCACCAGAGAGGAAGUGUCUUGCUGAGACGAUCACGAGUCUGAAAUUUGCAGAUAAAGUGUCGAAGACGAAGAUUGGAGUGGCGAGAAAGACGGUUGGUGGGAAGUAA
Messenger RNA from Cladophialophora psammophila CBS 110553, 2730 nucleotides. RefSeq names its product kinesin family member C1. NCBI's taxonomy places the organism in Eukaryota, Fungi, Ascomycota, Eurotiomycetes, Chaetothyriales, Herpotrichiellaceae. Gene Ontology annotation, molecular function: microtubule motor activity; microtubule binding; ATP binding. The record is from RefSeq and is a predicted model, not a curated record. The transcript has a single exon. Gene Ontology annotation, biological process: microtubule-based movement. Bases 1 to 2730 code for a protein of 909 amino acids.